Messenger RNA from Tremella mesenterica DSM 1558, 843 nucleotides. RefSeq lists its product as uncharacterized. Bases 1 to 843 code for a protein of 280 amino acids. The transcript has a single exon. The record is from RefSeq and is a predicted model, not a curated record. Lineage: Eukaryota; Fungi; Basidiomycota; Tremellomycetes; Tremellales; Tremellaceae.
AUGUUUCCCACUACCCAUCCUAUGAAAUAUACGUUCCAGAAGGAAGGUGGAACUCACGAAGGAUGCAUCUUGGCAGUCGUCCUCAGUCUUGAAUCACUAUUCUUGAGGCCGAUUAUGUGCACGUUUCCAAUGUCGGGGGAAAGUGGGAUUUCUCUUGUUAUGGGUCCUUACGAUGAUAAAUCGGACUGGAACGGGAAGUUUGCCGGUCGAUGGCAACCGAGGCCAUCCGAUCCCGUUUGGCCGUACUGGGAAGAGUCUACCGAGAAAGCUAUAGCUACUUGUAUUACCGACUGGCUUAUUGAAAGGCGGGCAAAGUCUAAGCCGGAUACACCCACUUCCAGAAAAUCAGGCGGGCUGAGACAUUUGUCCGUCUUACAAAGCCUGUUGUCAAGGAAACAUAAUCUACCCACAUCUGGUCAGCACCCCUCUCAAGUUGGACUUCUUGAUUCUUUCAAUGCAGACCAGCAUCAGGAUCAGGAAGACCCAAACAACAAUGACGGUGAAUCACUCGAGUCCACCUCCAUGGUUCAUGAGCCAAACUCGCCCGCCAACAAUAAUGUUGAGGAGCCUAAGAGUGAGAAUACUGAGGUGGAGAAAGAAAAAGAAACUCCGAAAAAAGAAGAACUCACGGCAAAUGAAUUAGAGGCAGUGACAAGGAGCUUCCAAAGGGCUCUUCAAAAUUGUGACCCUCAAAGUGGAUCCAUCAGGGUCAUGGUGUAUCUCGCUUACAGUGAAAAUUCAGUUGAAACUGUUAGGAAAGCAUAUCUGACUGCAUUCAAUGGAAGUGAGGCUCAUGAAGAAGCUAGGAGUUCGUCCGGGCCAUCUGGAGGUGAUACGCAAUAG